GACAUAGGUUGAACUUGCAGAGAUGGCUGAGCAAGAACCCACUCCUGAGCAGCUGGCACAGAUUGCCGCUGAAAAUGAAGAGGACGAGCACUCUGUCAAUUACAGGCCCCCUGCCCAGAAGAGCAUCCAGGAGAUCCAGGAACUAGACAAAGAUGAUGAGAGUUUACGCAAGUACAAAGAGGCCCUGCUUGGAAAUGUAGCCAUUGCUGCUGGUGACUUGGAGAGCUUCAAGAAGCAGGCGUUUGUGCUAAAGGAAGGUGUGGAGUACCGGAUAAAGAUCUCAUUUCGGGUGAACAAGGAGAUUGUUUCAGGGUUGAAGUACAUUCAACAUACAUUCAGGAAAGGAGUAAAAAUUGACAAGACUGAUUACAUGGUUGGGAGUUAUGGGCCACGUGCUGAGGAGUAUGAGUUCUUAACACCUAUGGAGGAAGCCCCCAAGGGUAUGCUGGCCCGGGGCAGCUACAACAUCAAAUCAAAAUUUACAGAUGAUGACAAGACAGACCAUCUGUCCUGGGAGUGGAACCUGACCAUCAAGAAGGAGUGGAAGGAUUAGUCCUUCCAGUGCCAAAUCCCAAGCGUUGUUCAGACAGUGGCUACAGUAGAAACCCCACCCUGUACCAAAGUGCUGGCAUUGGAUACCCUUCCCUUUCCCCCUUCCCCUUUUAGCUCACCAGGAAGACUU
Molecule: messenger RNA, 682 nt
Organism: Euleptes europaea (tarantolino)
Lineage: Eukaryota; Metazoa; Chordata; Lepidosauria; Squamata; Sphaerodactylidae
Product: rho GDP-dissociation inhibitor 1-like
Exons: 1
Coding region: 23-553 (176 amino acids)
Biological process (GO): Rho protein signal transduction
Cellular component (GO): membrane; cytoplasm; cytosol
Molecular function (GO): Rho GDP-dissociation inhibitor activity; protein binding
Source: RefSeq, a predicted model, not a curated record